AUGUCCCUCCUCACCCCCGUGCUGGCGCGCACCGCGUCGGCCACCGCGUCGACUUCGCGCGCGUUCGCUACCUCGACCCAGGUCCUUGCCGCCAAGCCUGCUGCCAACAAGCGCAUGGUUAAGCAGACCCUCGGCGGUAUGAAGAAGCCCAAGGUCGCUACCGGCGGUGGUGGUGGUCGUAUCAAGGUCGGCGGUAUCGCCCUCCGCCCGGCCGACGUCGACGCGCCCGCAGACGUCAGCGACUAUAUCCAGCUGUACCCCGAGUCGCUCACCGUCGCCAACGUCGGCAAGCCCUCGACCUACCCCAACGACACUGUGCGCUCGCUCAACUCGUUUGGCCUCCCGCGCAAGAUUGCAAAGGAGAUGGGCUACGGCAGCCCGGCAACUGUGAUCCGCCAGUCGACUGUGGACCUCAAGAAGACGCUCGACGCGGCCAAGGCCGGCUCGUCAAAGGACUCGCGUUACGUGCUCUCGGGCGCGCGCGGGUCGGGCAAGUCGACGCUUCUCAUCCAGGCCGUGUCGUACGCCCUCGAGUCGGGCUGGGUCGUCCUGUACGAGCCCGAGGCGCGCAAGUGGGUCGACUCGAGCUCGGCGUUUGCCUACGACGACGCAUCGCAGACGUUCCACCAGACCCAGCUUGCCGCGCAGCUCCUGGAAAAGCUCCAGUCCAUCAACAAGGACCGUCUGGCGUCCAUCAAGCUCGCCAAGGCUGUUGAGGUUGGCACCACCAUCAAGCUCGCCGAGGGCGCCAAGCUCUCCGAACUCGUGGCUGCCGGUGCCAAGGACGAGCGCUUGGCCGUCCCCGUCCUCGAGGCUGUCCUCGACGCGCUCGCAACGCAGACUUCCGUCCCGGUCCUGUUCGCCAUUGACGACGUGCAGUGUCUUUUCCAGAGGACCAAAUACCGCAAGCCAGACUACUCGCUCCUCGAGUCGUACCACCUGUCCACCCCGCGUCUCUUGCUCCAGUACCUCACUGGCAACAAGAACUUUGCCAAGGGCGCCAUCGUCGGCUCGACCUCGCUCUCGGCCACAGACUACUUGCCCACGGCCGAGUUCCUCUCGGGCCUCAACCUCGAGACCCGCUCCGCUGUGAGCCCUUACACCAAGCUGGACGAGUACCACCUCGCCCACGCCAAGUCGGGCAUCAAGACCAUUGCCGUGCCCUAUGGCAUGACCGGUGCCGAGGCCGCGGGCAUGUACGACCUCUGGACCCGUAAGGGCUGGACCGUCAACAAGAGCGACGACGUGUUUGUCAACGGCCUCGCCCAGUCGGCCGGAAACCCCCAGGAGAUGGUCCGUGGGUGGACUCUGUCGCAUGCCAGCUACAUUGUCUAA
Apiotrichum porosum is the source of this 1335-nucleotide messenger RNA. It is a transcript of the gene RSM23, whose product is annotated as 37S ribosomal protein S23 mitochondrial. Lineage: Eukaryota; Fungi; Basidiomycota; Tremellomycetes; Trichosporonales; Trichosporonaceae. The transcript has 3 exons. The coding region runs from base 1 to 1335 and encodes 444 amino acids. Gene Ontology annotation, cellular component: mitochondrial small ribosomal subunit. Gene Ontology annotation, molecular function: structural constituent of ribosome. The record is from RefSeq and is a predicted model, not a curated record.